AUGUUCGGAAACUAUAUUCGAUCAAUGCCCACUUUAAAUGGAUCAGAAUCAAAGAACAAAAAUAAAUCCGUUUCAAAAAAUAAUACACAUGUAAUGCCAAAACAUAGUAAAGGUGAAAGUGGUGCUGGUAAAGCUACGUCUGGUACUAGAUGUCAAAAAUGUGAAAAGUUUGGUCAUUUCACUUACAACUGUCCAGUAACUAAUGCACCUUACAAAUCAAGACCAACAAGAACCCAACAAUUAAUGAAUCCAAAAGCCAAGAGAGAACAACCCACGAUAGAAGUGCCAGAAGAGUUUAUAAGUAAGAAAGGAAUUGCAGAUAAGAUAUUAGAAAAGAAAGAAAAAGAACGCAAAGAAAUCGAAAAUGUAAACGCUAAUGGAUCCGUAGCAUUGAAGAAAGAUCAAAAGAAACUUAAAGAUCGGAAUGGGUAUGUGAUUUUAUUAUCAGUUUGA
Messenger RNA from Melampsora larici-populina 98AG31, 453 nucleotides. RefSeq lists its product as uncharacterized. The transcript is spliced from 4 exons. Gene Ontology annotation, molecular function: zinc ion binding; nucleic acid binding. The coding region runs from base 1 to 453 and encodes 150 amino acids. The record is from RefSeq and is a predicted model, not a curated record. NCBI's taxonomy places the organism in Eukaryota, Fungi, Basidiomycota, Pucciniomycetes, Pucciniales, Melampsoraceae.